AUGUUAACCACGGAUGGCCGGAAGUUAUUGGCCAGUGAGAGUUCCUUGCCCGUGGCCAAUACCAAUGUUAUCCCUCCGGAAGGAUCGACGAUCUCAUUAACGUCAGCUUACAGAGACGGAACCACCCACGGGACAAAGCCGAUUUACUUGGAUGUCCAAGCUACCACACAAACUGAUCCUCGGGUGUUGGACGUGAUGUUACGGUUCUUAACUGGCCUCUACGGGAACCCCCACUCUUCUACGCAUGCCUAUGGUUGGGAAGCCGAGAAGGAAGUGGAGGAAGCCAGAGCUCACAUUGCCAGUGUGAUUGGCGCAGACCCCAAGGAGAUCAUCUUCACCUCGGGAGCCACCGAGUCAAAUAACAUGGCCAUCAAGGGUAUACCCCGGUUCUACAAGAAGACCAAGAAACAUAUCAUCACCACCCAGACAGAACACAAGUGUGUUUUGGACUCAGCCAGACACAUGCAAGAUGAAGGGUUUGAAGUGACGUAUUUGCCAGUUAAUGAAGAAGGGUUAAUCAAUCUAGAAGAUUUGAAGAAGGCAAUUCGGAAGGACACCGCGAUGGUUUCAAUUAUGGCAGUUAACAACGAGAUUGGAGUUAUCCAACCUUUAGAGGAAAUUGGGAAAAUCUGUAGAGAACAUAAAGUGUUCUUCCAUACAGAUGGGGCUCAAGCGUUUGGGAAGAUCCCAUUGGAUGUUAACGAAAUGAACAUUGAUAUGAUGUCGAUUUCUUCCCAUAAAAUCUAUGGUCCCAAGGGUAUCGGUGCUGCUUAUGUAAGAAGAAGACCCAGAGUCAGAAUUGACCCAAUUAUCUCUGGUGGUGGACAAGAAAGAGGGUUAAGAUCCGGUACUUUGGCGCCUCCUUUGGUAUGUGGGUUUGGUGAAGCCGCCAGACUCAUCAAACAAGAAUCCAAAUUUGAUAAUGACCAUAUCGAAAAGCUCUCUACCAAAUUGAAGAAUGGCUUAUUGUCUAUUCCUGCUACUCAAUUGAAUGGUGCCCAUGAUCCUGCUGCACAGUAUCCUGGUUGUGUUAACAUCUCUUUUGCUUAUGUUGAAGGUGAAUCGUUAUUAAUGGCCUUGAAGGACAUUGCCUUGUCUUCUGGUUCUGCUUGUACCUCGGCUUCUUUGGAACCUUCGUAUGUCUUACAUGCUUUGGGAGCUGAUGAUGCUUUGGCUCAUUCUUCAAUUAGGUUUGGAAUUGGCCGAUUCACUACAGAAGAGGAAAUCGACUACGUCAUCAAGGCAAUCAAUGAAAGAGUUGACUUUUUAAGAAGCAUGUCUCCAUUAUGGGAAAUGGUUCAAGAUGGUAUUGAUUUAGAUACUAUUGAAUGGAGUGGACAUUAA
Messenger RNA from Lizanozyma spartinae, 1344 nucleotides. RefSeq names its product Spl1p (gene SPL1). Gene Ontology annotation, molecular function: pyridoxal phosphate binding; cysteine desulfurase activity. NCBI's taxonomy places the organism in Eukaryota, Fungi, Ascomycota, Pichiomycetes, Serinales, Debaryomycetaceae. The transcript has a single exon. Gene Ontology annotation, cellular component: nucleus; cytosol; mitochondrion. The record is from RefSeq and is a predicted model, not a curated record. Bases 1 to 1344 code for a protein of 447 amino acids. Gene Ontology annotation, biological process: [2Fe-2S] cluster assembly.